AUGAUUGGACAAAAAGGUGCACAACAUCUAGCUGAUGCCCUAAGAAAUAACACGACACUGACGGCACUGCAUCUAGGAGGCAAUAGUAUUGGAGACAUAGGUGCACAACAUUUGGCUUAUGCACUGCAUAAUAACACGACAAUGGUGACACUGAAUCUAGGAGGCAAUAGUAUUGGAAACCCAGGUGCACAAGAUUUGGCUGAUGCGCUACGAAAUAACACGACACUGACGGCACUGCAUCUACAGUAUAAUGCAAUUCCAGUCAAAGGUGCACAACAUCUGGCUGAUGCACUACGAAAAAACACGGCACUGACGACACUAGAUCUAGGAGGCCAUAAAAUUGGAGGCGAAGGUGCACAACAUUUGGCUGAUGCAUUGCUAAACAACACGACCCUGACCACAUUGCAUCUUCAUUGUAAUGAUAUUACACAUGAAGGUGCACAACAUCUGGCUGAUACGCUACGCAGAAACGCGGCACUGACCACGUUGAAUCUGCGGAGCAAUAGUGUUGGAGACAAAGGUGUACAACAUCUGGCUGAUGCAUUACGGAAAAACACGACACUGACCACACUGAAUCUACAGGACAAUAUAAUUGGAGACAACGGUGCAGUAUAUCUGGCUGAUGCGCUAAGAAAUAACAGGACACUGACGACACUGGAUCUAGAGUCCAAUAAUAUUGGAGACGGAGGUGCAUACUCUCUGGCUGAUGGAUUACGGAGCAAUAUGGUAGCUAUUGUACUCUCUUCAUUCAUUCGAUGUUAA
Molecule: messenger RNA, 762 nt
Organism: Rotaria socialis
Lineage: Eukaryota; Metazoa; Rotifera; Eurotatoria; Philodinida; Philodinidae
Source: the annotation of a GenBank genome assembly